AUGGGUGGUGGUGGGAUGAAGACGAGGGAGCAGCUGCCGGUGAAGGUGGUGAUAAUCAACACAGAAUACGUGGAGACUGACGCAGAGAGCUUCAAAUCUGUAGUCCAAAGGCUCACCGGAAAACACUCCACACUGGCGGCGGCGGCGGCGGAGGAGAAGUUAAAACCACCUAGAAGUAGUGUUCUGGAACGAGGAGUGUCGUUCAAAGAUUUUGAUAGGAUGCUUAAGGAGUUGCCUUCGCUUGAUGAACUCUAUAUUCUUUAUGCCGAAUAA
Molecule: messenger RNA, 273 nt
Organism: Erythranthe guttata (spotted monkey flower)
Lineage: Eukaryota; Viridiplantae; Streptophyta; Magnoliopsida; Lamiales; Phrymaceae
Product: VQ motif-containing protein 10
Source: RefSeq, a predicted model, not a curated record